Clarias gariepinus (North African catfish) is the source of this 3641-nucleotide messenger RNA. Its product is annotated as adhesion G protein-coupled receptor F5-like. NCBI's taxonomy places the organism in Eukaryota, Metazoa, Chordata, Actinopteri, Siluriformes, Clariidae. Bases 1 to 3615 code for a protein of 1204 amino acids. Gene Ontology annotation, cellular component: membrane. Gene Ontology annotation, molecular function: G protein-coupled receptor activity. The record is from RefSeq and is a predicted model, not a curated record. The transcript has 21 exons. Gene Ontology annotation, biological process: G protein-coupled receptor signaling pathway; cell surface receptor signaling pathway.
AUGGGAUUUUUUGUAAUAUUUUUCGCUGAUUAUCUGAUUGAGUUUGAGAUUGACAGCACAGAUAUAACAGUCCUGGAUCGACUAAGAAAUUAUUUGAACAUGGACAAUUUACCCUCAAUAAAUAAUUACACCAGUGUGAUUGACAUAAACAUCACUGCAGUAUGCAGUUUGAAUGGUACUGAAUAUCAGUGCAGAUGUGAUGAUCAGUAUUUAUGGCCAUGUGAAAAGUGCACACAGUAUGGCUCUUGUAAUAACAUCACUGAUUCCUUUUGUCGCUGCAUUAAUGCUGUUCCAAAUGAUGGACACUUCUGCCAGCCAAUCAGUGAGCUGACUGAUAAUUCUACAUGUCCAGAUAUAACACCCACAGCUGAUUAUCUGAUUGAGUUUGAGAUUGACAGCACAGAUAUAACAGUCCUGGAUCGACUAAGAAAUUAUUUGAACAUGGACAAUUUACCCUCAAUAAAUAAUUACACCAGUGUGAUUGACAUAAACAUCACUGCAGUAUGCAGUUUGAAUGGUACUGAAUAUCAGUGCAGAUGUGAUGAUCAGUAUUUAUGGCCAUGUGAAAAGUGCACACAGUAUGGCUCUUGUAAUAACAUCACUGAUUCCUUCUGUCGCUGCAUUAAUGCUGUUCCAAAUGAUGGACACUUCUGCCAGCCAAUCAGUGAGCUGACUGAUAAUUCUACAUGUCCAGCUAUAACACCCACAGCAAUAUCUGCUUCAACCCAAACCAGCACAACCACAGAAACUUCCACAGCUAAUGCAACCCUGAACAGCACAACUACCACAUCCAUAGCAACAUCCACUACAACACAAAGCACCACUACAACCACCACAACUGCAGACACCCAUGUAUUAACCUUUACAUUGGCAAUAAAUGAAGUUUUUGACACUCAACUAAGUGACCAAACCAGUACAAAAUACCAAAAAUAUAAAAGGGAUAUUGAGAGUGCAAUUGAUUUAAGCUACCAAACUGUAACUGGUUACAUGGCAGGCUCUGCAAGAGUCACCAACUUCAGGUCUGGUAGUGUCUUGGCAGACUUUAAUAUCAGCACUACUAGUGUUAACCUGGAUUUGGUAUCAGCAAAUGAAAACGUUGCUAAUGAUCUCCAGUCUCAGGGAUUUAAUGUGAGCAACAAUGCAUUCAGUCGAAGCGUGAAAGAUGGACUAUAUACAAGCAGCGGCAAUAUAUAUCCUGGGAGGAAUCUCACAUUGACCUGCAAUCCCCCAGUUAAUAAUAGCCUAAACUGGUCUCUGAAUGGGGUCCCACUACCUCAGUCAGCCAAUAUCCUUGAGCUCAAUAAUGCUUCUUCCACUAACAGUGGCCAAUAUGCCUGCACAACAACAGUAAACUCAAUGCCUUAUGUGAUCUGGCAAAGCAUUAAUAUUGAGCAAUACCCCAAUAUCCAAGUGACCAGUAACAAACUUUUACAAUGUAAGAAUACCACAGUCCCACUGCAGUGCUGUGUUCAGUCAGGUUACCAAGUGAAAUGGGAUGCUUGCAACUCACAACCGCCAAACCCGGUGACCGGCUGCAUAUCAUGCAACUAUUCAGUUAAACAAACAGACUGCAUGAAUAAUGUAGUAGCACAGGUGAGAUGCCAACUCCAAAAUCCCCUCCCUGAAAGUACAAGUCAGAAUUACAACUCAAAGAGCAUCACCUUAAAUAUAGUUAACGAAACAUUUGACUGCUUUGAUAAUGUAUUUGGAGCUGGAAAUGUGGGAGUGGAAAGCACUGGUAACUGCAGUGGAGGCAUGGUUGGCUACCAAGUAGCUCAGUGUACAUCCCCAAACAUCUGGAAACCAAUAGAAAACUACUGUGUUCUUCCCAUAUUUAAAAAUUUACAAGAUACAGCUAAGACUUUACAGCUAGACAAAAUCCCCCAAUUUAUGGUCAACCUCAGCACUAAUGCUUUAUUUGCAAGUGAAAAUAUCACUGACUCUUCAGCUACAAUAUUAACAAUUGUAGACAUACUAAACACUAUUUCCAAUCUCUCACAAACAAUUUUAAUUAGUCAACCUGUUAUGAAGAAUUUUCUAGAAACAACAGAUGUGAUUGGAUCUGAUGGUGCACAAAGCACAUGGAUGCUUCUAAACAGCAACAGUACAACAAAAAAUGCCAGUUCUGAACUUCUAAAAUCGACUGAGAAGAUUGCAACCAGACUAUCAGAUAAUAACUUCUCAAUAAAAACAAAACUUAGUUCUCUUGAUAGAACUUCCAUCACUGCCCCCUUUUCUGGAACAUUUGGAAUAAAUUCAACAACCCAAAUAAAUAUUCCAGUAGCGAGUGCACAGACAUCCCUUACAGUCAUCAUUUCUUCAGCUUUUAAUAAUAUCUUACCUGUUCGAAAUCUGACCUACGAAGACAGCAAUCAAACUGGCACCAUCAUUAAUGGAGAUGUAGCUGUAAUUGAGACAAAUACAACAAUUAACAAAAUCUCCCUUUCUCUUGAGGUCAACAAUAUGACGUUGGGAAACCCUCAGUGUGUCUUUUGGAACUUUAACCUUUUGAAUGGCAUUGGGGGAUGGGACUCGACUGGAUGUCUACUAAAGUCAUUAGAAAAUGAAACUAAAAGAGUUAGAUGUGAAUGCAACCACACAACAUCUUUUUCCAUUCUGAUGUCACCAUUUACUCCGGAUAAAGACUUAGCCAUAAUCUUAGACUAUAUAACUUACAUCGGUGUUGCUAUUUCAUUGGGCUGCUUGGUUUUGUGCCUCCUCAUUGAAAUCAUUAUAUGGAAAUCAGUGACAAGAAAUGACACGUCCUACAUGCGUCAUGUCUCUAUAGUCAAUAUCGCUCUCUCCUUACUGAUUGCGGACAUAUGCUUUAUCAUUGGAGCAGCGGUAGUUAACCGAGGCGAAGGUCCCUGCAGUACAGCCACAUUCUUCAUGCACUUCUUUUAUCUGGCCCUUUUCUUCUGGAUGUUGUUGUCAGCACUCUUGCUCCUCUACCGCACCCUUAUGGUCUUUUCCAGAAUGAGCAAAGGUACUAUGAUGGCCAUAGCCUUUACUGUUGGCUAUGGAGCCCCAUUAAUCAUAGCCGUGGUUACUGUGGCAUCUACAGCUGGGCAACAUGGAUACAUUCAAAAAAAUUACAAUUGUUGGCUAAACUGGAGUCAAACGAAGGCCCUCCUGGCAUUUGUGAUUCCUGCUCUAACUAUUGUAGCUAUAAACUUCCUGGUGCUUAUUGUGGUUCUGUGUAAGAUGUUGAGGAGAGGAGCUAGUGCUUCCAUUCAGCAAGAUGAGAAACAUCCUCUAGUAGUCAUUGCUAGAUGUGUGGCGAUUCUAACACCUCUCUUUGGUCUAACGUGGGGAUUCGGCAUUGGAACCUUGGUAUCACCGAACCGUGGAAUUCACAUAGUGUUUGCAUUCUUUAAUUCACUGCAGGGUUUCUUCAUUUUGCUGUUUGGGAUAUUACUGGAUAGUAAGGUCCGAGAAGCAUUGACAGGAACAUUUUCACUGAAGAACUUCAGCUCUAAUCGUACCAGAAGUACGAGUGGAGGUCCAUUAUCCUCGAGUGGAUUUCCUUUCUUUCAGAGGAUACGGCAGAGAAAUGCAUAUAAUUUUUCAAGUGGCGGCUUGAUGUCUUCAAGCAACUCAGCUACUGACACCUAAAUUAAUAAGCCCACACUAAGUGGCCU